Messenger RNA from Hyla sarda, 5727 nucleotides. It is a transcript of the gene NKTR, whose product is annotated as natural killer cell triggering receptor. Gene Ontology annotation, cellular component: nucleus. Gene Ontology annotation, molecular function: peptidyl-prolyl cis-trans isomerase activity. Gene Ontology annotation, biological process: protein folding; protein peptidyl-prolyl isomerization. The record is from RefSeq and is a predicted model, not a curated record. Lineage: Eukaryota; Metazoa; Chordata; Amphibia; Anura; Hylidae.
UUGGCCGAAUUGUAUUUCAGCUCUUCUCAGAUGUCUGCCCAAAAACUUGCACAAACUUCUUGUGCUUAUGUACAGGCGAAAAAGGGAUUGGAAAAGUAACGGGGAAAAAGUUGUGGUAUAAGGGUUCCACGUUCCAUCGAGUGGUGAAAAGCUUUAUGAUUCAAGGUGGUGACUUCAGUGAAGGUAACGGGAAAGGUGGCGAGUCUGUGUUUGGCGGUUACUUUAAAGAUGAAAACUUCAUCCUCAAACAUGACCGCGCAUUUCUUUUGUCUAUGGCAAACCGAGGAAAGCAUACCAACGGAUCGCAGUUCUUCAUAACAACGAAACCAGCACCACAUCUUGAUGGUGUUCAUGUGGUGUUUGGGCUGGUGAUUUCUGGUUUUGAAGUGAUUGAACAGAUAGAGAAUCUGAAGACAGACGCUGCCAGCCGCCCCUAUGCCGACGUCAGAGUCAUAGACUGCGGGAUCCUGGGAUCUAAAUCCACCAAAGAUGAAAAAGUUAGGGUGGCGACCUGCGAGUCCGACGAAUCGGAUUCCACCAGCAAGUCGUCUUCUCAGUCCUCAUCGUCGGAGUCAUUAUCUUCAGAGAGCGAGGAGGAAUUGGAAAGAAACAAGAAGCGAAAACGGAAAAGGAAACCCAAAGUGAAGCGCGCAAAGAGAAAACGCAAGGAAGGUCAGCGAGAGGUCAAGGAGGAGAAGCAGCAGAGUCUUCACAGCGCUGAAACCAACAACGCGGCAGAAGAUAAAGACUCUGGAACUAAGAGGGAUAAACCUGUUGUGCGGCCGGAGGAAAUCCCUCCGAUCCCGGAAAACCGCUUCCUGCUUAGAAAGGACGCCCCCAUCAACAUCGCAGAGCCUGAGCAGAAACCAUCUCCUGCGGUUCCAGAAACCAAUGAUCAUGCCAAAGGCUCCAUUACAAAAUCUGGAAGAAAGAUCCGAGGUCGGGGCACAAUACGAUAUCACACACCUCCACGCUCUAGAUCUAGAUCAGAGUCUAAUGGUGAAAGGGAAAGCAGUGAGACGCCUCCACAUUGGAAGGAAGAGAUGCAAAGAUUAAAGUCAUAUAAGCCGCCAACUGGAGAAAAGUGGAGCAAAGGAGACAAACUCGAUGAACGUCUGUCUAGUCGUUGGGAAGAAGGAAGUUUGUCUUCAAGAUCAAGAUCGAACUCCUGGUCACGCGAUAGUUAUCAUUCAGACAGUAGCCAGGAGCGAAAUUCACACACAAAAACACGGAAGAAAGACAAAAAGUUAAAGCAUAAAAAGAAAUCCAAAAAGGUAAAACAUUCAAAAAAGCACAAGAAGAAGGAGGAACUUUCUGGAUCUCAUCGAGAAGAAUCUUCGAGCGGAAGGAGAAAAUAUUCCCAGGAACGACCACGUAGAUCUUCAUCAAGGUCCUCUAAAGAGUCUUCCAAAAAGGGCUGGUCUCGAUCCGACAAAGAUCAGAAAUCCUCACGUCAUUCUAGCAAUUCCAAAUCACGAUCAAGGUCCUAUUCAAAAGAAAGGUCAAGAACCGCUUCCAAAUCCACUUCUAGAAGCCGCACAAGGAGUAGAUCCCGCACCGAAUCUAGAUCCAGAAACAGAAAUGUUUCUGGCUCACAUUCUAACUCACACUCUCACUCAUCUAAAAAGAUUUCUUCAGCAUCUCCCCAGAAGAAGAAUUUGUCAGAAAGCAAAUCUAGUGCAGGCGUUCAGCCCGGAAAAUCGAAUAAGUCAUCGGACGAACCUAGUCUCGCCUUUGUCACAAAUGAGAAUGUUCAUGUGAUUUCACUUAGCGACAGUCCUCCUCCUUCCCGAUGGAAGCCUGGUCAAAAGCCCUGGAAGCCUUCAUAUGAACGCUUUCAAGAAAUUAAAGCCAGUGCCGCCAGUGUCCUCCCGACACAAAGCAGGUACGGCUCGAGCAAGUCGAAAAGUGGUACCUACCGGAAAAGGCACUCAAGCUCAGAAAGCGAACGCAGCGAUUAUUCCGGCAGAGGUUCAAGCUAUCGUCGUAAAUCUAAAGGUCGCUCCUCUUCUAGGGACAGAUCUUACAGUAGAUCUUACACACGAUCUCGAAGUCCAAGCAGCUCGUCUUCUCAUGCUGAGAGACUUAUGUCCUCCUCAUCUGACGGUUCUUCAUCCAGCGAGUCCAAUGAUGAAAUAGUCCGUGCAAAGGCAUCAUUAUCUAAAGAGACUAAAUCCAAAGGCAAGCGCCACAAAGCAAAAGGUAAAAAAGAAGAUUCUGUUUCUCCAAAAAGUGCAGGAAGCCGCUCAAAUUCCAACUCCUCGUCGGACAUGGAAGGAGAAGAGUUCACCAAAAGAUUGCUAAAAACCACCAAGGCGUUACUCGAAAAUCAUAAUUCCAGCAGCGGCAAAGAGGAAGAAAAUAAUUCCGUACAAGAGUCUAACACAGACUGGCAAAACUCUAAAAGUGAGAAAGACGGCACUGAGGUAGUCAUAUCGGACAUAGACAAAGUACUGAAAAGCGACAUGUUAAUGGAAACGGUUGGGAAGCUCAUAGAAGAGGAGUCAGUCUCAAAUUCACAGAACACGAAUGUGGCAGAAGAAGUAGCAGUGUCUUCUGGGAAGGAGGAAGGCGAGGCUAGUACAGAGUCAGAAUCAGAGGAAGUAACGCUCCCAAAUACGUUGCCUACCCAAACAUCACCAGCUUCGGAGAAACUCUUGAAAACGCCACCUUCUGAGAGCUCGUCCCCUGAACGUAAAAGCAAAUCCAAGAAACACAAGCGACGGUCUAGUAAGAAAAGCGUGAAGAAGAGCCGCUCUAAAAACAAAGCAAAGGACAAGACCAAGAAAAAUAAAGAAAAGAAGCAAAAAGCUCAAAAGAAGAAGCAGACCUUCCACUGGCAGCCGCCUCUUGAGUUUGGAGAGGAAGAGGAGGAUGAAGAGAUGGAGGUGGAGGGUGGACCUGAUGUGCAGAUAAAAGUAAACAAACCAAAAGACUCUCUUCUAGAUAAGCCAUUGUCUACCGAGAACCGGAACGCAAGCAACGGGUCUCUGUUUAUUGAUAAAAUUAGCUCAGAACCAAAGAUCUUGUCUCUUAAGUCAGCUAUGAAGACAGAAGAGCUGGAACCGCUGUCAAAAGUGACGAAAAGUCCACUUACUUCUGCGAUUGUCGAGCGCACGUCUGACGACAUAAAAGCUUUUACAUCUCACCGAUCAUUGCCACAGGGUAAACUGGGGCCGAGUUCUUCAGUCGGAACUUCAGGUGGCGCCUCCACUGGCAACGCUGAUCAAAUCUCCUCUACAUCGGCAAGUGCUACACCUGCAUCUGGAGAAAGCAUACAGGUCAAACAAGAAAAAACACAAGAUGCUCAACCUGCAGCGAAUAACUCAACACUGGUGGAAAAGGUGGAGGCUAGUGCCCCUGAAACUACUGCAGCUGUCGAUAACAAGUGGAAGCCGGUCCAAGGUCCUACCAUCGCGCAGUCCCUCAAGCCAGUGGUGGCACAAGUGGUUACAGCCGCUGAACCUGAGAAGAAAACUCAGGGUCUGAGAAUUGAGAUUAAAAGUAAAAACAAAGUGAGACCCGGAUCACUAUUUGAUGAAGUCCGAAAGACAGCGCGUCUUAACCAGCGUCCAAGGAACCAGGAAAGCUCCAGUGAGGAACAGUCUUCAAGCCAUGAGGAUAAGAGCCCAUCAAGCAGUAAGGCCAGGAGUAGAAGCAAAUCUCAGACACCUUCAAGUCGCCAAUCAAGAUCUCCAUCUUCUAGCCGGUCCAGAAGUCGAUCUGUGCGGUCUAGCUCUUCAUCAAGAUCAAGAAGUUAUGCCAGAAGUCGUAGCAGGAGGCGCCACAGUAACUACAGAUCGCGGACACGGAGCAGAUCCUAUGCCAGUUCUAGAAGUUAUAGAACCUACAGCCGGAGCCGCUCCAGAAGUGUCUCUUAUGAUCGUCACCGCAGUAGAAGAUCCAGGAGCCGAUCUUACACUUACGACAGCUAUGACAGUCGGAGCCGUAGUCGUAGUCCGUCCUACUACAGAUCGCGCAGUUACAAGCGCAGGUCCAGGAGUCGGAGGUCGUCGUACAGCGGCAGCGAGCGCAGUUACAGUCAUCGCCGGCGUCACAAUGGGAGGAGUUAAGGGAUUUUUUUUUUUUUUCGUGUAUAACCAUCACAGCACCUAAGAGCCUCUACCGAACCCUUCUACUACUUAUCGCUCAGCAUCCAUACUGUGAAAAUGGCGGCCAGAUCGCGUCUCUUCAGUUCCGUGUACGGGGAGGUAUCGGUGGAGACGUUGUAGCGGUGGCAGCAAUAAUUUAGUAUCCCAUUUGGUGUAGACACGUCGCCAGUAUUGUUUACCUCAGUGUUUUCCAUACAGAGUGUCUCCUGCGGUUGCAAAACUGCAACUCCCAGCAAGCCCGGACAGCCUUUGGCUGUCCGGGCAUGCUGGGAGUUGUAGUUUUGAAACAGCUGGAGACACUCUGUUUGGGAAAACACUGGUUUACCUAAUUACUCAUACUGCCUUAGGCCAGUGUUUCCCAACCAGGGUGCCUCCAGCUGCUGCAAAACUACAACUCCCAGCAUGCCCAGACAUUGAAUGUCUGGGCAUGCUGGGAGUUGUAGUUUUGCAACCACUGAAGGCAUACUGGUCUCAUUUUUUAGGUAGAAAAAAAACCAUAAAUUUUUCAGGCAAAAAUAAAAGGUCUAAAACUUUUUUUUUUCUGCUCCUUUUUGUGUGUUUUUUUUUUUUCAGUAAUUUUUUUACAUUUAUUUUUUCAUAUAUAUUUUUAGGCUUUUUUUCUAUGGCGGCAGCAAAAGCUCCAAAAAACGUUGUGAAGCUUUUGCUGCUCUCAGAGAAAAAAAGCCUAAAAAUGUAUAUAAAAAAAUAAAUAAAGUAAAAAUUAUAAAAUAAGACUUAAAAAAAUAAAAAAAAAUGUAUGUAUUAUUUUGUUUUUCUUUGGUGGCAGCAAAAGCUCCAUAAAUUUUUAAGAAAAAAAGCUUAAAAACACUCAAUAACAAAAAAAAAGCAGGAAAAAUAGGUAUUUCUUAUGCUUAUUUUACAUUUUAAGUUUUUAUAGCUUUUGCUGCUGUUGAAGAAAAAAGCCUAAAAAAUAUAUUAAAAAAUUAAACUUUUAUUUCUUUUUUUCCUGUAAAAUGCAUAUUUUUCUACCUGAAAAACUUUUUUUGUUUUUUUUUUGGGGGGGACGACGACGACGACAUUUAGAUACUUGCCAAAAUGCAGUAUUCCUUGUCAAUAAAAAAAGGGAAGGGUAUGUAGGGCCGAUUCCCUAUACUGAAUUUCCAGGUGGAGAUUCUGUGUACAGGAGGCGUCGCCGAAGUCAAUCGGCAUUAUGACUGUGCAGACGGGCGCCGACGCCAAUUUACCGCGAUACAGUCUGCAAGAAUAUUCAUGUUCGGAUUCUGGAUUUUCAUUUGCGAAAAAUCACUCUCUUCAGUUCGUCAGGGCACUUUGUGCCCCAACCUGUGGCUCUACAGCUGCUGCAAAACUACGACCCCCUGCGUGCCCUGACACAGCUGAGGCAUUCUGGGAGUUGUAGUUUUACAGCAGCUUUUAGCCACAGCUUAGGGAACACUGGUCAUACUGGAGUUACGCCUACCAAGACAAGCCGCGGCAUAAUGUUGGCAUGACAUGGCGCUAAACUUAGUCUGUUACAUUUGAUCCCCCUCUCUUGUUCUCUGUUAUCAGCCACCUCAGCUUAAAGGGGUACUCUGAUGGAAAACUUUUUUAUUUUAUUUUUUAAAUCAACUGGUGCCAGAAAGUUAAACAGAUUUGU